Messenger RNA from Sapajus apella (tufted capuchin), 3194 nucleotides. It is a transcript of the gene CCNK, whose product is annotated as cyclin K. Bases 716 to 2458 code for a protein of 580 amino acids. Gene Ontology annotation, cellular component: nucleus; cyclin/CDK positive transcription elongation factor complex. Lineage: Eukaryota; Metazoa; Chordata; Mammalia; Primates; Cebidae. The record is from RefSeq and is a predicted model, not a curated record. Gene Ontology annotation, biological process: regulation of transcription by RNA polymerase II; positive regulation of DNA-templated transcription, elongation. Gene Ontology annotation, molecular function: cyclin-dependent protein serine/threonine kinase activator activity. The transcript has 13 exons.
GGCGGCUCCCGGGGGCGAGAGCGGCCAGCUCAGCCGCCGCCAACCCCGAGGUCGCAAUUGGCUGCGUUCGCCCCCGCCCCAGCUCUGAUUGGGCGAAGGGCGACCCGGACCCCGCCUCCGCUUCCAAGUUCCGUUAGCAGGCAUCCUACUUUCUCCGCCCCUCCGGUCGCUUGGUUUUUGUCUCAAGACGCAGCGUGAUGACGUAUUCCCCGACAUUCCACAUGCAAGAUGGCCGCAGUCGGCAAGGAGAGACGUCGCUAAGGGGCUUGCCUGAAACGAGGGCAUGGAGCUUUUGGAGAAUGUCUUUAUUCUGAAUGAAAGAAAGGGAAGAGGAUGAAAAAGCAAGAACAGUUUAAAGGAGUUCCUUCUCUCAUGGACCACUUCUGUCCACCCACUCCCAAAUCACAAUAUGCACAUUUGGUUUACAUCACUGAAUUCAGUGAUUUGUGCAGAUGUGAAUUAACUCAAUCCCAUGGCUUGUCUAAGUGAAAGUGCCUACAUGGAAUAAACUGAAAAGGAGUGCUGGAUUGAAGAGAUGGUUAAUUUUGGAACAUAAAUCUUUGCAAAGAUUAAGGCAGGCCUGGGUUUUACUGAAGAAAGGAAUCUGUACCAUCAUUAGAGGACCUGUGUGUCUAGUGAAGAAAAACCAGAAGAAAGUGAGAUGAUUCUAACAUUUUCAGAGAACCUUUUGGAAAGAACAAGUCUACUUCAAUAAAUGAAGGAGAAUAAAGAAAAUUCAAGCCCUUCAGUAACUUCAGCAAACCUGGACCACACAAAACCAUGUUGGUACUGGGAUAAGAAGGACUUGGCUCACACACCCUCACAGCUUGAAGGACUUGAUCCAGCCACUGAGGCCCGGUACCGCCGAGAGGGCGCUCGGUUCAUCUUUGAUGUGGGCACACGUUUGGGGCUACACUAUGAUACCCUGGCAACUGGAAUAAUUUAUUUUCAUCGCUUCUAUAUGUUUCAUUCCUUCAAGCAAUUCCCAAGAUAUGUGACAGGAGCCUGUUGCCUCUUUCUGGCUGGGAAAGUAGAAGAAACACCAAAAAAAUGUAAAGAUAUCAUCAAAACAGCUCGUAGUUUAUUAAAUGAUGUACAGUUUGGCCAGUUUGGAGAUGACCCAAAGGAGGAAGUAAUGGUUCUGGAGAGAAUCUUACUGCAGACCAUCAAGUUUGAUUUACAGGUGGAACACCCAUACCAGUUCCUACUCAAAUAUGCAAAGCAACUCAAAGGUGAUAAAAACAAAAUUCAAAAGUUGGUUCAAAUGGCAUGGACAUUUGUAAAUGACAGUCUCUGCACCACCUUGUCACUGCAGUGGGAACCAGAGAUCAUAGCAGUAGCAGUGAUGUAUCUCGCAGGACGUUUGUGCAAAUUCGAAAUACAAGAAUGGACCUCCAAACCCAUGUAUAGGAGAUGGUGGGAGCAGUUUGUUCAAGAUGUCCCAGUCGACGUUUUGGAAGACAUAUGCCACCAAAUCCUGGAUCUUUACUCACAAGGAAAACAACAGAUGCCUCAUCACACCCCCCAUCAGCUGCAACAGCCCCCAUCUCUUCAGCCUACACCACAAGUGCCGCAAGUACAACAGUCACAACCGUCUCAAGGCUCCGAACCAUCCCAGCCCCAGCAGAAGGACCCCCAGCAACCAGCCCAGCAGCAGCAGCCAGCCCAGCAGCCCAAGAAACCCUCUCCGCAGCCCAGUUCUCCCCGACAGGUUAAGCGAGCCGUGGUUGUAUCUCCCAAAGAAGAGAACAAAGCAGCAGAACCACCACCACCUAAAAUUCCCAAGAUUGAGACCACUCACCCACCGUUGCCUCCAGCCCACCCACCUCCAGACCGGAAGCCUCCCCACGCUGCUGCCUUAGGUGAGGCUGAGCCGCCAGGCCCUGUGGAUGCCACUGACCUCCCCAAAGUCCAGAUUCCUCCUCCGGCCCACCCGGCUCCUGUGCACCAGCCACCACCACUGCCACACCGGCCCCCGCCCCCACCCCCCUCCAGCUACAUAACCGGGAUGUCCACCACCAGCUCCUACAUGUCUGGAGAGGGCUACCAGAGCCUGCAGUCCAUGAUGAAGGCCGAGGGGCCCUCCUACGGCGCCCUGCCCCCCGCCUACGGCCCACCUGCACACCUGCCCUACCACCCCCACGUCUACCCGCCCAACCCACCCCCACCGCCUGUGCCGCCUCCCCCGGCCUCCUUCCCCCCACCUGCCAUCCCACCCCCUACUCCUGGCUACCCCCCACCUCCACCCACCUAUAACCCCAACUUCCCACCCCCACCUCCACGCCUGCCCCCUACCCACGCAGUGCCCCCUCACCCUCCUCCAGGCUUGGGCCUGCCACCAGCCAGCUACCCACCUCCUGCUGUGCCCCCUGGAGGACAGCCCCCCGUGCCCCCGCCCAUUCCCCCACCCGGCAUGCCUCCAGUUGGGGGGCUGGGGCGGGCAGCCUGGAUGAGAUAACGGGAGCCUUUUUUCCCUUUUUUUUUUUUUUUUUUUAAACAAGUUUUUGUAAUCAACUUGCAGAGUAGUUGAAGUGGGAAAGCAGCAGGGUACCUUGUAUAAUGCGUGACCAUUGCAGUAUGGGAGGAAUGGACCAGGCCCCUGGGAUAGAAUCGGGGUGGUCCUCAUCUGGAGGACGGGGACAGCCAGCUUUCAGAGUAGUCUCAUCAGUGCCCUUGCAGUCUGACCGUGUACACUUGGUUCAGCUCACGUCUGAGUCCUGCACUGGGUUACUUUAUACUAGUGAAGAUGUUAACCAGCCAUAUUGGCUCAAUAAAUAGCUUCGGUAAGGAGUUAAUUUCCUUCUAGAAAUCAGUGCCUACUUUUCCUGGAAACUCCAUUUUAAAUAGUCCAAUUCCAUCUGAAGUCAAGCUGUUGUCAUUUUCAUUCAAUGACGUUCUCUCCCAUGACACCCAGAAGGGUCAGAAGAACCACACUUUUCAUUUAUAGAUGUUUGCAUCCUUUGUAUUAAAAUUGUUUUGAAGGGGUUGCCUGUUGGAUGGCUUUUUUCUUUUUCCUCCAGGGAGAAGGGGAGAAAUGUAUUUGGAAAGUAAUGUAUGUUUACAUCUAUUUGCAAAUUCCUGUACAUAGAGAUAUAUUUUUUAAGUGUGAAUGUAACAACAUACUGUGAAUUCCAUCUUGGUUACAAAUGAGACUCCUUCAGUCAGUUAUCCAAAUAAAAGCAGUUCUGAAACUA